UCAUUAAAGAGUACAGGUUAUGCCUACUUUAAAUUCCUCAAUUGAUGUCUUUCUUUUAUAUCAGCCCUAUUUUCUUUGCAAGCGCAGCCCGUCCCUAACCUACUGUUUUAAUUUGAAGGCCGUACCUCCUAUCUUCCGGUCUUAUCCUUGCGAACUUUGACAGCUGGCUGCAGCUGGACGCAGCUGUUUGCGCUCACCCAUCCAUCCAGGCAAGACGCGCACCCGCAGCCCGGUCACAGCCGCUGCCCACGGGCUCGAAGCCACCAGUUAGAAGAGCCGGGCCGAGGGAUGCGGACUUAAUUAACUUUCUCUUUUCUUUUUGUCGCCCUGAAAGCCCCUCUGUCCUCUGCCACAAUUCCACUCCAGAGCGGCUCCACGGAUUUUCUGUCGUCCUUUGGUCCCCGAACCGCGCGGAGGAAGUGGUCGGUGGUCCUUCUGGUGACCGCCGUCGCGAUGGUUUUGCUGGCUCUGGCCGUUGCUGUCCCGUUACUGCUCCUCCGCACCUCUGAGACCUCCGCUCAUUACUACGAGAUGAUGGGCACCUGUCGGAUGGUGUGCGACCCGUACACCCCCAAACCGGGAGGCGCCACCGCCAUGGAGGUGAUCCAGAACGUUAACGGUGUCGCUCCGCAGCCGCCGAUGGCGCAAGGGAGCCGCGGGGAGCCGGGGCGACCGGGUAAACCGGGACCUAGAGGCCCGCCGGGAGAACCAGGACCCCCGGGUCCGAGGGGGCCAGCGGGAGAGCGCGGCGACGGUAAACUCGCCUUCCCCGCGUUAACCGGAGCUGCGGGGACUGAGAACGGCGAAACAGACGGGGUGAACUCCACGGCCAACAGCUUCAGGAUCGCGUUUUACGUCGGUCUGAAGAAUCCACAUGAGGGAUACGAGGUGUUAAAGUUUGACGACGUGAUAACAAACUUGGGGAACCACUACGACGCGAGCACCGGGAAGUUCACCUGCCAUGUGUCCGGGAUCUAUUUCUUCACCUACCAUGUGUUGAUGCGGGGAGGAGACGGGACCAGCAUGUGGGCCGACCUGUGCAAAAACGGACAGGUACGGGCCAGUGCCAUAGCACAGGAUGCAGACCAGAACUACGACUACGCCAGCAACAGCGCCGUGCUGCACUUGGACUCUGGAGACGAGAUCUACGUCAAACUGGAUGGCGGCAAAGCUCACGGAGGCAACAACAACAAGUACAGCACCUUCUCCGGCUUCAUCUUAUACCCCGACUAAACACACCACAGCAGGUCCAUGGACAGUAAGCAUCACUGAAAACUGUUAAAAGUAUACUGUCAAAUAUGUUUCUCCUCUUUUGAAGAUAGGUGCCACAAUACAGGCUUAUCUGCCACUGUAUGUUCUGUUUAUUUAGUAAAAGACCUUUUUGUAUAUGUAUUUGAUUGAACUUAAGUUCAACUGCUCUAGUGUCAUCAGAGUAUAUAUAUAUCUUAGUACUUAGUAUUAGAAAGAUGAUGUUCCAGGAAGGCCUACUGAGAGCAUGCCCGAGAUCGCAGACAUAACUCCCCAUAAAUGCUUUGAGCUGAGCGAGCAUAAAGUUCCUUUGAAAGAAGGUGAACACAUUUCUAAAAUGCUUUUGGUGAAAUGAGUCAGUACAGGCUGCUUACUGAGGGAAGCACUGUGUGUAGCCUCUUAAUGGUGUAAAGGCUCAAAUGACGAAGGAAAUCCAUUGAAAUCGAGGAAUAAAAUGAAUGUCAGAUAGCCGUUUUGAGCAGUGUGUGGGCUUAAGGCCCGGUCACACCAGCAUUUAAAAUGACAAAAUUUCAUGGCAAAAUCUAUUCAUUUCAGUGGACUCCGUCAGUAGAUUCUUUCAUUGGGAAAAUACACGCACGUGUCGAGUUCGACUUUAGUCAACUUUGACACGCAAAUUUGGGCCAUUGACAGAGCUGAAGAGUCCAAAAUGGAGGAAGCUAUAGUAGCUUAUUAGCUGUGUUGCGCCGCCCAGUUUUAUUUAACCUCCACUGCUGGAGUAUAAACUGCUCCACGAAAGAGACAUGGUUUGCAGACAGUUAUGGGACAGGAGUCAAUUGUACGGAGGAGUCUUUUUAAUAAACUAUGAACUUAUUGUCCCGUUAGCGACUAAGCUAACAAGCAUGUAACUGACCGUUAGAAAGCUUGCUAGCUUGAAGAGCUUUUCUCCCUCUUCAAUAAAACUCUUCACUGAAUGAUGAACAAUCCCAAGAACAAAAUGCCAGGGAGGAGUAAACAGACUGAGUAGCGCUAGCAUGUUGUUGGCUGGCUAGCAUAUGGUUAGCUUGCCAGCUACUGUAGUUCACCGAAUCGGAGUCAUUAUGUCAUCAAGCUUCUACGACCAAAUAUUUUGCAAAGACGCGUAGAUGUGCCACUUCCAGGCCUUUACUGUGGUACCUUAAAUACUGACUCAUGAUGUUAAUUGUUUGUUUUAAAAGCCCAUUCUCCUUUUUUUUUCUUCUUCUUUCAGUUGAAAUGGACUGAUGAGGUCAGUGGAAAGUGCCAAAGCUCACAUUCUAAAUAAAUUAGAUAAGAUGCAAAAAAAAAAAAAAUCGAAUCUAGUAGCUACAGGCCAUGUUGAUUGCAAUAGCAAGCCAAGUGUAGUGUUCAGUGUUUCACAAAAUUAACCACACAUGAGAGAUACAAAUGGAUGUCUUGCAUUGAUAUUGAUAUCAGUUCGAUUUUGUUCUCAUAUAUGCCAAUAAAUAUUGUUUGACAAAAA
This is a messenger RNA of Siniperca chuatsi (mandarin fish), 2707 nucleotides long. RefSeq names its product complement C1q-like protein 2. Gene Ontology annotation, molecular function: protein binding. The record is from RefSeq and is a predicted model, not a curated record. The transcript is spliced from 2 exons. Bases 454 to 1233 code for a protein of 259 amino acids. Lineage: Eukaryota; Metazoa; Chordata; Actinopteri; Centrarchiformes; Sinipercidae.